AUGUUACCUCUGAAGGAGAUGUGGAUGGUGCUCAGCCUCCUCCUUCUCCUCCUCCUGCCCAACAUAACUGAAGGGCAGGGGGUGGUUUCGCCCCUGGAUAAGCCAUGUUCCCUGGUGAAAUGUGUAGCACCAGAAUCCGGAGGGGAGAUCUUUGAGCUGUUUCGUCUGUGCUUCCAUCCGCAGCAACCCCAGGCCAUAUGUUGCAUCUGCAUCCCCUUUGCCUUCCUGGGAGCUGUGCUCUGCUCCUCUCAGACGGGGUCCUUAUGCCAGCGCAAUCUCACCUCUACUGUUCCCACCGCAGCUUCGGAAGACGGCGAUGUCUCCUCUCACUACAUCCAAGACAUCAAUGUCAGUAAAGAAGCAGAACAGAAAGUUUCAACAUGCUGGAGUAUAAAGUGCUGGGAAUGCCGGUCAGACCAAGAUCCGAAGUGCGGAGACCCAUUUGAUAACACCUCGUAUCCCAUCACGGAUUGUGCUACAAAACCCCACAAGCCUCAUCUGCCUGAAAUCGCCUCCACAAUGUGCCGAAAAAUACGGCAAAAAGAGGAUGGUCGAUGGAGACAGGUGAUAAGACGCUGCGGCUCUGUCUCUGAAAUGGGAGUCACUGGAGUUUGCAACCAGGGAAUCGAUGAAAACAGUGUCUAUAGGGAGGAGUGCUAUUGCAGCACAGAUGGCUGCAAUGUGGCUUCUUCUUACCACUUGUCUGGAGCCCUGGCUCUUGCCUCUCUACUCUUCCUAGCCACCACCCCCUUUGCAUCACAUCAUUUUCUCCUGGCCUGGAGGGUUAAAUUCAUACUUAUCUCCUGGGAUCCUCCUGUGCUGAAGGCAUUGCUGCCGAUGGUGAUGCACCAUGAUGUGCCAUGGGCCCCUGAAUCUGAGGCAUCCCAAAUCCCACUUCACCAGCAGGCUGAAGGCGAUCAGGAGUCAGGAGAGUUA
This is a messenger RNA of Darwinula stevensoni, 936 nucleotides long. NCBI's taxonomy places the organism in Eukaryota, Metazoa, Arthropoda, Ostracoda, Podocopida, Darwinulidae. The record is from the annotation of a GenBank genome assembly.